AUGGCCUCUGCUGGGCUGGGAGUGCCCUACAAGUGGGACCAUCUGGAGAAUGUGGGUGAUGUAUACACACCUCGAACUGGCCAUGCAGUGGUGAACGAGGACGGCGUGUUUUACCUGUUCGGUGGUACAGACGGAGCCGCACGGCAAAGCGACGUCCAUGCGUACAACGUGGAGACCAACCUUUGGCAGGAGAUCCGGGCUGGGGGCCGUCCACCGCCCGCCCGCAGUGGUGCCCAGGCUGUGGUCUGGUCCGGGGCCGUGUGGUUCUUCGGUGGCUACACCAAGAAGGACAUAGCGUCAUAUAAGCAGAUGUCCAGCGCUGGUGUUGCCUCUGUCUUUAACAUGCUGACUGUCGUGACCUCUUCCGUGGCUGCAGAUGGCCGGAUGGGAGCCUUGCCUUGGGCCGCAAUCACCUUGGAGAGAUCAGAAUGGCAGCAGAAGUGGGAUUGGGCGCUAUGGGCCUUGCAAACACUUUCACAUCAAGCUCUCGCGCCAGAAGACUGCGACGCCGGCGUGAAGGCAUGUGGGAGGAGCUUGCGUUGGGAGUGGGCAUUGCAACUCCUCUCCUGGUCGCGCAAGCUUGCAAUUCGGCAACCUUGGAAUCCGGCCAUCUCAGCAUGUGCCAAAGCGACCAAAUGGGAGCGGGCCCUGCUUCUCCUUCGCAGCAUGCGCCAUCGAGGGCCGAGACCAUCUGUGAGCAGCUAUGCUGCAGUUCUGGAUGCCCUUGCACGUGGAGCUGAGUGGGCAAGAGCCAUACACCUUUUGUCAGAGAUGCAGCUCCGUGUGACCCGGGAUCUCGUCGCGAUCACGGCCGUCAUCACGGCCUGCGGAACAGCCGCACGCUGGACAGCCGCCCUCUCCCUCUUCGACGGUGCGCUUGCGGAGUUUCGAGGUGACGUGGUCUUGUUGGGUGCCACAGCAACAGCUUGUGGCCGUGGUCAUCAGUGGCAGGCAGCCUUGGCCAUUCUUGAGUUUGGAUCUGCAGCUCGGCUGCUAAGCGCUGCGCUGUUCGGAGCGUGUUUGACCGCCUGUGCCAGCUCUUCAACCUGGGUACAGGCGAGUGCCUUGCUACAGAUGAUGAGCAGGGAAACCGUCGAACCUGGGGAAGCAGGACUGGCAGCUGCAGCGAGUGCGUUUUCAACUGCAGAGCUCUGGCGCCAAGCUCUUGAGCUGCUUUCCAAAGGAAAAUCUCAGACAGGAGCUUGGUGGGGCACAGCAAUUGCAGCAGCUGCCCGUGGUUUUCAAUGGCAGCAGGCAUUGGAGCUUUCUGCGAGGAUGCAGCAGUGCGGAAUUCCUCCGAAUGAGGCUUGCAUCAGUGCUGUCCAGUCAGCCUGCGUUCGAGCUUCUCGUUGGGAGGUCAGUUUGGCGUUGCUAAGCUUGAGAUCUGAAGGCUCCGACAUCCCUGGAUGUCUUGGUCCGGUCCUCGCCGCUUGUCAGCACGGUGCCCUUUGGAUCGAGGCCUUGCACUAUCUUCGUCAGGCGCAGCUGGCCGGCAUGAGUGGUGUGGUUGUGCGCGCAUCUGCUAUGGCGGCUUGCGUGGAGGUUGCCAGCUCUGUCUGCAAGAGAUCACAAGCCAAACGCCGUUUGCUUUGGCGUGGCUCUUCAUGCGUGUCGCUUGGGCCGACAGUGGGCCACAUCUUUGUGGCUGUUGUGGCAAGAAAUGCCACGAUGCGGAGUUCGACCAGAUUGGGUGGCUUUCUGUGCUGCGUUGCUGGCAUCAGAACGCAGCCACAGGGGCGUGGAGGUUCUGCGCCUCUUGCAGCAGCUUCGCAGAGGUUCGGCCGACCCGAUGCCUCGGCUGCAGAGCUCCAGGAUGGGGGAGCGACUUGCCGCAGCGGCCUUGCCCAGUGCUUGGAAAUCGUUUCGGCACUUUGUGUGCUCUUCUAUUGGUGGUUUGGCGCUCUUCGGCGAUUGGUUGAAGUCGUUGAUCGGCCUGCCGCCGUGCGAAGAAGUUAUCGCAUGAGCUACCAGUUGGGCAUUUUCCAUAUCCAUGGCUUUCAGAUCUGGGACAUUGUCCUUAUCUGGCGCGCCUGUGACGUCAUGGUGCAGGUGGCAGCCAACAGUGUCUGCGAAACUCGUCUGAGCACAUGGCGUGGUAUUUUCAUGCUGCAGGAUGGGGACUACUUCAAUGACGUCUACAAGUAUGACAUUGCCACGAGCAUGUGGGGCUCUGUACAUACCUUGGGAGAGGCACCAACGAAGAGAACAGACCACAGUGUUGUUCUUUUUCGUGACUCUCUUCUGGUCUUCGGGGGCUUCGACGGGCACAACAGGUUCAACGACCUGAGGGAGCUGCAUCUGAAAGACAAGCGCUGGAGUCAGGUCAGCGUGCGAAGUCAAGUGCCCCGAAAUCGCUUUGGGCACACCGCUGUGAUAUAUGCCCACUCCAUGUACAUCUUCGGGGGCUGGGAUGGGCAUGACACAUUGCAGGAGUUGUUCGAGUACAAUAUCUCCUCCAACAUGUGGAUCCAGUUGCCACUUCGUGGUACAGCCCCUCGUGCACGCUAUCGUCACACUGCAGUUGUCUGUGGUGAUGCAAUGUUCACCUUUGGCGGCGUCGACAAAACGCAGUACCGUUUUCCAGAUCUCCACGAGUACAACUUCACCCACCGGCAUUGGUUGAAGGUUGCGACAAUGUCUGUGCAGCCAUCUGCACGAACUUUUCACAAGACGGUCGUUCAUGAGGGCUACAUGUACAUCCUGGGUGGCUUUGACGGACGUCGCUUGAACGAUAUGUACCGCAUUCUGCUUCGAACAAAAUCCGAGCUACAGCGAUGCCAAAAGCAACUGGCGGACCAGGCUGCAAGCAGCCCACCCAUCCCGAACAGUUCUGUGCGACCAGAAGACGUUCCCGGGAGCACUGGGGCGGUUGGUGAUGCACAGGAUGCAGCUCAAACACUGAUGCCCGAGGAUCUGUGGUGUUGGACUCGAAUUGAGGACCAGCAGGGCCAGGUGUACACCCCGCGAACCGGCCAUGCGGUGGUCGUUUGGAACCAUUGCUUCUACUUGAUGGGAGGCACCGAUGAGAACGCCCGACAGAACGACAUCUAUCGCUACGAUGUUCGCCACAAGACAUGGGCUUGCAUCGAGCCGGUGACGGGCAGUCCGCCUUCGGCACGAUCUGGUUCCAAGGCAGUGGUGUGCCGCGACAGUAUUUUCUUCUUCGGCGGCUACACGAAGAAGGAUGGGGACUACUUCAACGAUUUGUUUGAGUUCAACAUCCCGAAAGCCCAUUGGACUCGCCUUGAUGCUGCACAGAAACCAUCAGUUCGAACAGACCAUUCCUGUGUGGUGUACGAGGCAAGUCUGUAUAUCUUCGGCGGCUUUGAUGGCCGCACUCGGUUCCAGGACUUGCAUCUGUUCAACACCGAAGAGAGGGAAUGGAUGCAGGUGUCGGACACAGACAAUGUGCCAGUGGGCCGCUUCGGACAUUCCGCUGUGGUUUACCAGUCCAGCAUGUUCGUGUUUGGAGGAUGGGAUGGCCAUGACACACUGGAUGACUUGUACGAGUUCUCCAUAACCACGAACCAAUGGUACAGCGUUCCUGGCAGGGGAGACGUUCCUCCGUCCCGAUACCGUCAUAGCGCUGUUGUUCACGGGUGCUGCAUGUUCGUCUUCGGGGGCGUGGACAAGCGACAGGCUCGCUUUGCUGACUUGUGUGAGUUCAGUUUUGACACUCGGUCGUGGUCUCGUGUGAAGACUUCUGGCGAUCCACCAUCUGCGAGAACCUUCCACCGCGCCUGCAUGUACGGAGGUUGCAUGUACAUCCUCGGAGGGUUCGAUGGAACACGUCGCAACGACAUGUACAAGAUCGCCCUUCCCGAACAGCUCCCGCGAGGCGAAGAGAAGCGCAGGCGUCGAUUGCAAGGCUCAGGAGAAGGUGACGCAGAGGCAGCCGCCGAGCCGGACAUAGGAGAGGUGGAAGGCCCCCAGCCUGAGAACAGCAAGGAGGUCACAAGGCUCCGGCUGCAGGUCCUGGAACUUCAGAAGCGCCUGGAAGCUGAGCAAGAACGCCAUCUAUGCAAAAUCUGCUACGAGCGCGAGAUCAAUACGGUCAUCCUGGAUUGUCAGCAUCGAGCAGUGUGCUCGAGAUGUCUCGACCAGGUGAACAGCUGCCCUCUCUGUCGGGCAUCCAUCAGUUCGACGGUCAUCACGUACAACGCCUAG
Molecule: messenger RNA, 4167 nt
Organism: Symbiodinium natans
Lineage: Eukaryota; Dinophyceae; Suessiales; Symbiodiniaceae
Source: the annotation of a GenBank genome assembly